Messenger RNA from Striga hermonthica, 384 nucleotides. The record is from the annotation of a GenBank genome assembly. Lineage: Eukaryota; Viridiplantae; Streptophyta; Magnoliopsida; Lamiales; Orobanchaceae.
UUAGUACUUAUGGGGAGAGUGAUGACAGACGGGAGAUUAACCGCAAGAAUGAAGUGUGAUUUGACUGAUAAUCUUGCUCUGAGGGUCAAUGCUCAACUUACAAAUGAGCCACAUAUGUCACAAGGCAUGUUCAAUUUUUAUUAUAAGGGAUCAGACUAUAGGACUCAGUUUCAACUAGGAAAUGGUGCUUUACUUGGUGCAAGUUACAUCCAGAGUGUGACUCCUAAUUUGUCAUUAGGUGGUGAAAUAUUCUGGGCUGGUCAACAUCGGAAAUCUGGCCUCGGUUAUGCUGCUCGUUACAGCACUGACAAGAUGGUUGCAGCCGGUCAAGUUGCUAGCACUGGUAUGGUUGCACUAAGUUGUGUUCAAAAAGUGUCUGAAAAG